Pectinophora gossypiella (pink bollworm) is the source of this 1127-nucleotide messenger RNA. Its product is annotated as cuticle protein 3-like. The transcript is spliced from 4 exons. Gene Ontology annotation, cellular component: chitin-based extracellular matrix. Lineage: Eukaryota; Metazoa; Arthropoda; Insecta; Lepidoptera; Gelechiidae. The record is from RefSeq and is a predicted model, not a curated record. The coding region runs from base 33 to 551 and encodes 172 amino acids. Gene Ontology annotation, molecular function: structural constituent of chitin-based larval cuticle.
UCCGUACGAGACAAACUAUCCUAACCGUUACCAUGAAACUGCUCCUGAUCUCCGCCUUCUUCGGCCUCGCUGCCGCCGCCGGCUUCGGCCCCGCCUACCCUGAGCAGUCCAACCGACCCCAGGCUGCUUACGAGAGGAACGCCAGGAUCCUCGCCCUGGACGCCGAUGUCAAAGAAGACUCCUUCAGAUACAACUAUGAAACCGAAAACGGAAUCAAGGCUGAAGAGCAGGGUCAUGAGGCCGACGGUAUCGAAGCCCAGGGUGGUUACCAGUACACCGGUGACGACGGCCAGGUGUAUUCCGUGAGCUACGCCGCCGGCCAGGGAGGCUUCCAGCCUCAGGGCGCUCACCUCCCUACCGCUCCCCCCACCCCUGAGGCCAUCCUGAAGGCUCUUGAGCAGAACGCCCGCGAUGAAGCUGCUGGUAUCGUUGAUGACGGUCAAUACAACCCUGGCAAGUACGGUGACGCCCCAGCCGCCGGUUUCCAACAGCAGCAGUACAGAGCCCAGGCUCAGGCUUCUGCUGGAUUCAGACAGAACUACAAAUACUAAGCAGCCUUUAGUUAUAAGUACUAUUUUAUAUUACCAGCUAAUAGAUAGAGGCAUAAGAUAAUAAGUACUUAAGCACGCGGAAGCAGAAUCUGAUGAUGAAAUAGACAAUAGAAAUGAAGACUUUGAUGGAGCUGCGACUCGAACUGAAGAUUUCGAUGUAAAACUCUGUUUUUUAGUUACAAUUAAUUGUGACUAAGUGCCUAAUUAAGACGUUCAUACUGCCAUAUCGACGUAACACAAGAAUGAUUGGGGCAGGUGAAACAAAAUUUUCAAAAAAAGAAAACUAAAUAACAAGUAAUCUCAUCAUGAGGCUUAUUUGGGAGAAUCACAGACGUUUAUUGAAAGCAAAAAUAUAUUUGACCAUUGUAAAACGACAUCUUACAACUCAGUAAGAUGAAGUUUACUAAGUCCUGAUCAGGUACUAUUAAUAUAGUGGUUUUAAGCAUCUGUGAUUCAUCUAAAUUCAAAUGUUUUACAAUACUCAUUACUGUAUGUAAUACUCAAAUUAGUGUAAGUUUAAUAUUAUAGUUGGUAGUAUCAAAUAAUACUGUGCCUAUAUUAGUCAGUGACGUGUUA